Molecule: messenger RNA, 222 nt
Organism: Clunio marinus
Lineage: Eukaryota; Metazoa; Arthropoda; Insecta; Diptera; Chironomidae
Source: the annotation of a GenBank genome assembly
AUGGUUAUUCACAUGAGAAAAGAUUCUUUGUUCAUCUGUGUGUUUAAGACAUCAGCUGAGGAACACAUCAGCUUAAUGUAUGAUUUAUUUGUUAUUCGAUUUGGUAUUCCCGUUCUCUAUCGUUUGCUUUUGUCUCAAUAUGCGAAUUUCUCAUUAGAAGAAGAAUAUUUUGCGAAACAGCUUGAAUGUUUAUUGUGUUAUAAGCUUAGCGUGAAACAUUAA